UGUGUGAUUGGCUGUCGUGGCUGAUGAUGUCAUCAGCAUAUGGACUGUAGCGAGGUGCGUAGCCGGAAAUACCAUUGAAACGUAUGCGACUGCCGGCUUUUAUACGAGGUAAAGAGGACUUCAAAAUUCUGUCACACUACACGGAGUUGUUACAGCGCAACUUCGGAACCGCAUUCCUCCAAGACUGUUAAGCUUUUAAAGACCUUUUAGCCAUGUCUGUGAAAAUCCACGUCAACAGCCCGAAUGUGAGGUACACAGAGACCCACAUAGUGGCCCAGUAUUCCUACCAGACCGCAUCAGUGAUGAAAGAAGGGAACAAAGUAACAGUGACGCCACGCUCAACUAAUAUGACAUUUCGUACUGAGAGGCAUGUACCGCGGUUGGGCGUGAUGCUAGUUGGCUGGGGGGGCAACAAUGGGACCACAGUCACAGCUGCAGUUCUGGCCAACAAGCUGGGUCUCACCUGGAUGACUAAGACUGGACUGAAGAAAGCAAAUUACUUCGGCUCCCUCCUGCAAUCCUCCACUGUUUGUCUGGGAACAGGACUGGAGGGCGAGGUCAACGUGCCAUUCCGUGACCUCCUGCCCAUGGUGCACCCUAAUGAUAUUGUCUUUGACGGCUGGGACAUUUCUUCACUGGAUCUGGCCGAUGCCAUGGAACGAGCUCAGGUGCUGGACUGGUCACUGCAGGAGCAGAUUCGUCCACACAUGAGCAGCAUGAAGCCCAGGCCUUCUAUUUAUAUCCCAGACUUUAUUGCAGCGAACCAAGAGAGCAGAGCUGACAAUGUCCUCAGUGGGACACUGGCAGAGCAGAUGGAGCAGAUCCGAGCGGAUAUAAGAGAAUUCAGUCAGUCCAGCGGCGUCGACAAAGUCAUUGUUCUGUGGACGGCAAACACUGAGCGUUUCUGUGACAUCGUACCAGGGGUGAAUGACACCGCCAAUAACCUGUUGGCUGCAAUUCAGGCCGGUACCGAGGAGAUUUCUCCUUCAACUGUUUUUGCAGUGGCCAGCAUUCUGGAGGGCUGCGCCUACAUCAACGGCUCCCCACAGAACACCUUCGUUCCAGGUGCCAUUGAACUGGCCGUGCAGAAAGGUGUCUUCAUCGGGGGCGACGACUUUAAAUCCGGUCAGACUAAGAUCAAGUCGGUGCUCGUGGACUUUCUGGUCAGCGCAGGGAUAAAGCCAACCUCCAUCGUCAGCUACAACCACCUAGGCAACAAUGACGGUAAGAACCUGUCCGCACCACAGCAGUUCCGCUCUAAAGAAAUCUCCAAGAGCAACGUGGUGGACGACGUGGUCCAGUCCAACGGCAUCCUAUACCAGCCUGGAGAGAAACCAGACCAUUGUGUGGUGAUUAAGUACGUCCCAUAUGUGGGAGACAGCAAACGGGCCAUGGAUGAGUACAUCUCUGAAAUAAUGAUGGGCGGAACUAAUACUAUCGCUCUGCACAACACUUGUGAGGACUCUCUUUUAGCCAGCCCAAUCAUUCUGGACCUGGUGAUCCUCACAGAGCUGUGUCAGCGUAUCAUGAUCCGGCCUCAGGGGGAGGAGGACUUCCAGUCUUUCCACAGUGUUUUGGCCCUGCUCUCCUUCCUCUGCAAGGCACCACUCGUUCCUCCAGGCACCCCGGUGGUCAACGCCUUCUUUCGACAAAGAGCCAGCAUAGAAAACAUCAUGAGAGCUUGCAUUGGCCUUCCACCUCAGAACCACAUGCUCCUGGAGCACAAGCUGCAGAGAGACUUUCUGCCUCCUCACACGCCCUACAUCAACGGGGAAGUGGCUGCUACAAAAAAAGUUGUCCUCACCAACGGAGACCAUAACAAACCUCUAAAAAAAGGCUUUUACGCACAUGAUGAUAACGCUGUGAGGGCAGUAUAGCAGGUUUUAUGAAUUGCUGCAUUGAAUAGAGUUACUACGACCCAUAAGUUAUUAACACCUCUGCUUGGCAUUUAUAGAAGAAAAAAUUGAACCUCAUUAGCAUUUUGUGAAUUAUGUCCUGCUAAAGAUAGAUGGAAAGCAGCAUCAUGGCAACAAUAUAAGGCACAAAUAGAUGGUCACCUGGGUUUUAAAGAUAAAUAAGAGGUAUCUUCUUUUUUUACAUAUGUUACUGACUGUUUGUAUUUUAUUCAUGUGUUCUUCCUAAGCAACAGUCCACUUUAAUCCCGUUAGGUGUCAUAUUUAUAUUGUUUUGUUUUGUGCUAUACAUGCAGUGCAUGUGUUUGUAGGCCAGAUAUUAAGAUUAAAAAAAUGUAUGAAUAUUGAUAUUAAAGGUGUUGUCAUUCA
Cynoglossus semilaevis (tongue sole) is the source of this 2282-nucleotide messenger RNA. RefSeq names its product inositol-3-phosphate synthase 1-A. The record is from RefSeq and is a predicted model, not a curated record. Bases 213 to 1877 code for a protein of 554 amino acids. Gene Ontology annotation, biological process: phospholipid biosynthetic process; inositol biosynthetic process. Gene Ontology annotation, molecular function: inositol-3-phosphate synthase activity. Lineage: Eukaryota; Metazoa; Chordata; Actinopteri; Pleuronectiformes; Cynoglossidae. The transcript is spliced from 11 exons.